Messenger RNA from Colias croceus (clouded yellow), 1404 nucleotides. Its product is annotated as histone-lysine N-methyltransferase, H3 lysine-79 specific-like. NCBI's taxonomy places the organism in Eukaryota, Metazoa, Arthropoda, Insecta, Lepidoptera, Pieridae. The coding region runs from base 2 to 1372 and encodes 456 amino acids. The transcript has 9 exons. The record is from RefSeq and is a predicted model, not a curated record.
CAUGUCCUCCAAAGGAUUUCUUCUCGUUCAUAAAAACGAAUGGGAAAGAAUAGCCAGAAAGCAGAAUCAUACAGAAAAUGUGCAAACAAAGGAAGAUUACAUAAAAUCUUUAAACGAAAUGUCUCAAAGUUGGAUGAAAUCUUGGCCAGAUACUGUGCAGGGCCAUGUAAAUAUCAUCGAACGAAAUAAAGAAAUUGAACGCCAAAAAAACAUAGCUUUCAUCAAUCAAUUUCUUUCCAAAAAGAAAGACAUUAAUAGGGGAGAAAUUAUACAAAAAGCCAGGGAACAAAUUUUUGACGACAGCUGUUAUGGGAGACAAUUAAUAAGCGCUCUUCUAGAAUCGAAAACGUUAGAAGAACGAGAGAUCCAAAUUGAAUUUCAGAAGAAAUUACAAGACGAAGCCAACUUGCUAGAACAAAAGAAACCUCAGUGGAGUUCUCUUGAAAGCGCUGCUGAUAUGGAAAAAAAUGAAAAUGACAUUAAACGGCAACAAAGAGAAAGGAAUAUUGAAGUAGCUCGAAUUAACAAGGCUAUGUGCAAUAAACGAAAAGAAAUAGAAAUUCAAAGGAAACAAAGAGAAAUUAUAACUAAAAUGGAAGAUAGAUCUGCAAUUCAUGAUAUGGAUAUUAUAGAAGCAAAAGAAAUGGCAAAAAUGAAGAACAAUUUAAAACAGGACUACGAACAAUUUGUUAAAGAGCAGAAAGCUUAUAAAGAAGCAAAAAUCAAACGAGAACUAGAAAUUGACAAUGAAAUCGAGAAAAUCAAAGAAAAACAGGAUCGAACAAAUCGUAAAAUAAAAGCGAUAAACGACAAGAUUAUCAAGGAACAAUGCAAUAACAGCAAUACAGCAAUAGUAUACAGACAAAUACAAAAUAUCCAAGAUGAAGCACAAAAACGCUUUGAUAAGUUCAUCGAAAUCGGAAUCGAACGAUUAGAAAAGGCCCAAAUCGAAGAUACCAAAAAACAGACCGCAAAACAGAAGCCUCCCAUACAAAAUAAAAUGAAUACUCAAAUAAUAGAUCAAAAAUCCAAUUAUGAUCACAUUUAUUACGACGAAUGUGUAUGUAAUAGACAAUGCAUUAUAGCUAAGUCUUGCAAAGAAAGGAAAUGUAAGGAAAAAUCCCCAUGUGUCUGUACGGAUAAAAAUAUUAAUUUCGAAAGAACUCGCAACGAAAUGGUUGAAGAAUAUAAGAAGCGACAAAAACAGGCUUCCUGUUGGAACGGGCUUAAAGCUUCACAUAAACAAUUUGCUGAACAAGCUAGUAAGGUUCUACAGGAUUGCCGAUACAAGAAUACUGCUAGACAUGUUGUUAAUGACUACCGACGCCUUUGCCAUUUGGAUGAAGAUUCUCUUCCUAUAACGAACUAUUAAUAUUGUAUUGUUAUUGGUCUAUUAAAUUGAAC